Messenger RNA from Diospyros lotus (date-plum), 561 nucleotides. Its product is annotated as LOB domain-containing protein 18-like. Bases 1 to 561 code for a protein of 186 amino acids. NCBI's taxonomy places the organism in Eukaryota, Viridiplantae, Streptophyta, Magnoliopsida, Ericales, Ebenaceae. Gene Ontology annotation, cellular component: nucleus. The transcript has a single exon. The record is from RefSeq and is a predicted model, not a curated record. Gene Ontology annotation, biological process: hormone-mediated signaling pathway; positive regulation of DNA-templated transcription.
AUGCCAAGGCGUAACAUACUAAGACCUCGGUCUCGAUGUAGUGCCUGCGUAGUCUCAAAUAGAGGAUGUAAUUCACAGUGCAUCUUUGAUCCUUACUUUCGUUGUGAGGAUGGUAUUACUCGUUUUAUUGCCAUCCGUGAUGUUUUUACUAUUAGAAAUGUCGCCAGCCUUCUAGCUUCGCUUCCAGUCAGAGACCGAUUUUGGGCUUCUGAUACAUUCGUCUUUGAAGCUCAAGUCCGGCUUCAGGAUCCCGUCUAUGGUUGUGUAUCCCACAUUCUAGUCCUUCAACAGCAGGUUAGUGAUUUGCAAGCUUAUCGAACUUAUUUGCAAGAUUCACUAUCCGCACAUUAUUUUUCACAUCCCCAACUUAUUCCUCAACCUGAUCAAUACCCAAGCUGGAAUUUUGAUCUUCCCAUCAUCCCAGAGAACGUCCCUGAUCCUAGUUUUCCAGAGCUUACUCUUCCACCUUACCCUGGCGAAGCCAGCAGUAGCCAAAUGCCACCCCCAGAUGACAUCGAUGAGUUGAGACCUGUCAUGUUUGACAACCAUCGUCGUCCGUGA